AUGGUUGCUAUCGGAAUAGACUUGGGCACAACGUAUUCGUGUGUGGCCGUUUGGAAGGAAGGCACCGUGGAAGUGAUUGCAAACGAGCAAGGAAACAGGACUACGCCAUCUUACGUCGCUUUUACACGGACAGAUCGCCUCGUCGGUGAAGCGGCGAAGAACCAAGCGCCUUUCAACCCCGGCAACACUGUUUUUGGCGCGAAACGUCUAAUCGGCCGCCGGUACGAUGACGUAGGCGUCCAAAUGGACUUACGCCAUUGGCCAUUUCAAGUGAUCAACGAGGACGGUAAGCCUAUGGUCCUAGUGGAGCAUAAAAAUGAUAAAAUGAAGUUUGCGCCAGAGGAAAUAAGCAGUAUGGUUAUUUCCAGGAUGAAGCAAGUGGCCGAGACGUAUUUGGGCUCGAAGGUUGACAGCGCGGUGAUCACAGUGCCUGCGUACUUCAACGACGCACAGAGGCAAGCUACGCGCGCAGCGGCUACCAUCGCUGGCUUAGACGUACUGCGCAUCACGAACGAACCUACCGCCGCCGCUUUGGCUUACGGACUAGACAGAAACCUCAAGGGAGAGAAGAACGUUCUGAUAUACGACCUCGGCGGUGGCACAUUCGACGUUUCAGUCUUAACCAUAGGCGAAGGGUCCGUUUAUGAAGUUAAAGCGACAGCUGGCAACACUCGUCUCGGUGGCGAGGACUUCGACAACAGAUUAAUGGUGUACUUCGCGGAAGACUUUAAAAACAAGUAUCACACUGAUGUGGCUCAUAAUGCUAAAGCGAUGAGGCGGUUGAGGAAUGCAUCGGAACACGCCAAAAGGUUUCUGACGUCCGCAACGGAAGCCACUGUCAUAGUGGAGUCGUUGUGCGACGGCAUAGAUUACCAGGGGCGUGUCACCAGGGCGUUAUUCGAGGAUCUGUGCUCAGACCUGUUCACAGACACUCUCAAGCAGGUAGAGCAAGCGUUGAGCGACGCAAGAAUGAACAAGAGCGAUAUCCACGACAUAAUUCUUAUCGGUGGUAGCACAAGAAUACCGAGAAUUCAAACUAUGUUGAUUGAAUACUUUGACGGGCAUCCGCUGACCACAGCGAUCAACCCAGACGAAGCGGUAGCGCUCGGCGCUGCCAUCCAAGCCGCAUUACUCAGCGGCGAACACCACGAUAAGAUAAAAGACCUACUUCUAGUUGACGUUGUGCCAUUGUCUCUAGGCGUAGAAACAGCAAGAGGAAUAAUGUACAAAGUGAUAGAAAGGAAUACGGCCAUACCAUGCACGAAUACUAAAGAUUUGACAACCCAAGAGGAUUACCAAAGGAGUAUGACGAUAGAAGUGUUCGAGGGCGAAAGGAGUUUGACCAAAGACAACAACCUACUUGGUGUUUUCGAUUUAAACGGUAUACCUCCAGCUCCCAGAGGGGUGGCCAAAGUUGACAUCACUUUUGACGUGGACGCAAAUGGUAUAUUGAACGUUACAGCUCAAGAUAGGAGCACAGGGCGUUCCCAAGGCAUUACUGUGAAGAACGAACACAGAUUGACCCAGCGGGAAAUAGGGAAGAUGAUUGCUGACGCUGCGAUCUUUCGUGAAGAAGAUACGGAAAGGAAACGGUGUUUAGAAGCAAGGAAUCAGUUGGAGAGUUACGUUUACAACGUUAAACAGACUGUGGUGGAAAAGGGGGAGGCAAUGGCGACUGAGGAAAGAGAUAUAAUGCUGGAUGAAUGCAAGAUUGCUAUAUCUUGGUUGGAAGACAACGAGGGUUGCUUAACGGAGGAGUACGAGAGGAAAAUGACGGAGCUCAUGAAGAAGUGGUCCUGCAUCAUGAAGAAGUUCUACGACUGCAGCUGGAGGCACAGAUGUAAGAAGCGGAAAGACCCCGAUGGAACGGUAAUGAAGGAACUCGGACAGCAUUCGAAGUUACUGUCCGACCUCGAUUUGGUAAAGAUCAACAGUGUAUACGGCACAAAAUGUUUCAAAAUGGGUAGAUCACGGCAAGUCUACAAAAAGAGAUUUGUAAAAGACAGACAAAGAGGUCAAUAAGAUAGAGACAGAUGAAGGUCAGAAAGUUUUAUUGUAAAAAGAAUGGAAAAUAAACGUGCUUGGAAGACUUUUUGAGACUGUCUUUCAUUUUUUAUCUUUUCGUGUUCAUUUUCAAAGUUCGCUUUUCAAUUUGUUUGAGGCUUAUUGAGGCACGUCUUUGCCUCCUGCACUCUUUAACAAUCAAGUGAGGUAAAGUUAAACUCAUUUUCCUGGCUCUAUAACAUAAACAAGUUUUAAAAACUGAGUAAAUAAGUUAUUUCAUUCUUAAUUUUGGAGUGGUACUUACUUAUAUCAUUAUUAAGACUGAGUAAGCAUAACGAGAAAUUCCUUUGCUUUAUUAUUUUUUAUGUCCUUGAAAAGGCAAGGGAAUAUCUCUAACUAGCAUUACGUAUACAUGGAUUCAUGAGCAUUAUUCUUGGGCAUCGUGACAUUGUGCUUUGGUAAACUUAUAUCGCUUUUUGUGAUGAUGUCGUAAACACAGAUGUUUUCUACGUAACUUCGCCGACGGAAGACGCACUUUUCCAUUGAUAUCAUGACGCUCACGGCCGGUCGAUCGACAGUGGUAAUAGACAUCCUCUCUAUUUUAUGCUCCUCCUUCCAAUGGAAGAACAUUUUUUUUAUGAUCGCCAGAACUAAAGCUAUCAUAAAUAUACUCAACCCGAACAGUAUCGUGUAUAACGCCAUAACUUAUGAAUUCUGUGUCUUCGAGGCGGUAAAACAUUUUGAUCAACUUUAAUUAAACCUCUACUCUACGUAUGCCUCUGCAAACUUUGAUAUUUUUCAUAUUUUGUUUAGAUAUGAAGGUAUAGCUGUUUUUGAGCAGAAUUUUGGGAUUCACAUUUUGUCAUGAAUUUUCUAUUUAAAUAAAGUAACUUAAGAUAUAUUUUAUAUCAAUUUUAUAUCCAAAACAUGCUGCUACAUACUGUUGACAAGUUGUCAUUCAUGUCAUGGAUUUGACGCAUGAACCUCUAUUAUUUAUAAUCAUUUUAAAUAAUGGCUAACUCCGGAAACGGCGAACAAUGUCAUAAUAUAAAGAAUACAUUUAUUGGCUGUAUGAAAAAUAAAUCUGUUAACAUGACACGAUCAAAUUAAAAAAGUGGAAGUUGAUUACGAUUUCCGGGCGCGAAAGUUAAUCAUCAUUUUUUCUUUCUUUUGUCUUUGUUGUGUUUAACGUGAAAAAGUUUUAUACAUUUCAAUGAUGCUAAAUUAAUUGAUUAUUAAUAUAAAUUAUUUAUCCGUAACUUGUGCAUUUUAAAAUCAUUUGGACUCUUUUUUCAAGAACGUAUUUGGAAUGAGUUUCGAAAGCUACGGUAAGUUUGUUAUUCAGUUUAAUUAAAAUUUAAAGCGUUUAUUGCUCAUCAUCAGUGCAGAACAGAUGGUAAUGUGUUUAAAAAGUAAAAACCAUAUUACCUUUAAAGAUUGCAUUUAAAGGUACCUAUAUAAUUAGAUAGAUACAUGUAUAUAUAUUUUUUAAAGCAUGUAACUGUUUGAUGUUUAAAUCUAAAGAAAA
Molecule: messenger RNA, 3532 nt
Organism: Chilo suppressalis (striped riceborer)
Lineage: Eukaryota; Metazoa; Arthropoda; Insecta; Lepidoptera; Crambidae
Source: the annotation of a GenBank genome assembly